Exophiala aquamarina CBS 119918 is the source of this 366-nucleotide messenger RNA. RefSeq names its product 40S ribosomal protein S12. Gene Ontology annotation, cellular component: cytosolic small ribosomal subunit; ribosome. Gene Ontology annotation, biological process: translation. The record is from RefSeq and is a predicted model, not a curated record. NCBI's taxonomy places the organism in Eukaryota, Fungi, Ascomycota, Eurotiomycetes, Chaetothyriales, Herpotrichiellaceae. The coding region runs from base 1 to 366 and encodes 121 amino acids. The transcript is spliced from 2 exons. Gene Ontology annotation, molecular function: structural constituent of ribosome.
AUGUCCGUCCUCGACGCUCUGAAAGGUGUCCUCAAACUCGCCCUCAUCCACGACGGCCUCGCCCGCGGUCUACGUGAAGCAUCCAAGGCUCUCGAUCGUCGCCAAGCGCACAUGUGCGUGCUCAACGAGGCGUGCGAGGAGGAGGCUUACAAGAAACUUGUCAUCGCCCUGUGCUCUGAGCACAAGAUCCCCCUCAUCAAGGUUCCCGACGGCAAGUUGCUGGGCGAGUGGGCCGGUCUCUGCGUGCUCGACCGCGAGGGCAAUGCCCGCAAGGUCGUCAACUGCUCUUGCGUUGUCGUCCGAGACUGGGGCGAGGAGAGCCAGGAGCGUAACGUCCUCUUGAACUAUUUCCAGACUGAGCAGUAG